AUGUCCUACGUCAACAGCUACACCCCAUCGCGAGAGACGACGGUACCGGACGCCGAGCUCUAUGGACCCGAUCCAUACGACAUCAACUUCGCCUUCCCUCUCUACCCGGAAACACUCAAGACACCCCGCGUCAAACCCGUUCCCUUCAUCCCGCGCAUCCAUGCAGACGCAUACUGGGCGAACGUCAAGGACCGUCGCGCCGAGCUCUUCCGCUACUACACGCGCUUCUUUGACACCCUCCCCGAGUUCCUCGCUUUCCACGAACUUUACUUCCGGCGCAACCCACAUCAGCUCCUCCUUGCCAUCGUCGACAAGACGCGCCCGGACCCUGCACACUCCGAGUGGGGCGGGAGCUUCGUUGGCGUCGUCGGACUCAUCAACACCUCCGCAGCGAACCUACAGAUGGAGCCCGGCUGGGUGCUCGUCUUUCCCGAGUUCCAGCGCACGCACGUCGCGAAGACGAUGGUCGCGAUCGUGCUGCACUACAUCCUCCAGAUGCCGACCGCGUCGCCCCCGGGGCUCGGGUUCCGCCGUGCGCAGUGGUGCGGGCACGCGCUGAACGCGCCGUCGAUCGCGCUCGGGGAGCGGAUUGGAUUCAAGCGCGAGGGGACCCUUCGGAACGCCAUCGUACUCCCGGAGGAGAAUGUGGAGUAUGGGAGGCAGGGCCGGCUGGGAGACGCGCUCGAGGGACGGUCGAGUCGGGAUACGGCGAUCCUGUCUCUGUGCUGGGAUGACUGGGAGAACGGGAAGAGGGAGAAGGUGCAGGCCAUCCUUAUCUGCGCUUCGAGCAGCAUGGCCCCUACCGAUCAUGUUGGCAGCCCUGCAGAAUCCAAAACCGGAGUGUUAAAUGCAAGCUCCACCGGUUCUGACGAGUCCGAGGACAAAGUUCUCCUCACAGAUAGUCGAGAAUCCUCUCCGUCUCAACUAGAUUUCUCAGAGUCUUCCGAAGGCGAGCAUCAGGAACAGCAAGGCGACGAGACGCAAGAUGCCGGUACCCCAGACCGUGCUGUGCCAGUGGCCACAGUAAGCUUAGGUCCGAAUGCGUUCAGUGACGCCAUACGCUAUCUCGACCAGGUCAAGGCGCAGUUCUCGGAGAGGCCGGACGCGUACAAGACUUUUCUGGAGAUCUUGCAGGAUUUCAAAAACGGGCGCCUCGACACACCAGGCGUUCUUGAGCGUGCAGCCAUUGUUUUCCAUGGUCACCCGUCCCUCAUGCAGGGAAUGAACACUUUUAUUCCUAACGAAAACCGGAUGAUGGAGACCGUGUCCAAACCAGUCACACCGGGUGAGAAUCUGGUUACUCCAAUGAGCAAACUGUAAGGACCCGGGAGAGGUUUCUGUAACAAUACGUGUGCGAAGACGAGGAGAACUCCCUGGAAAUAUUUCAAACGGAAUGGCCACCUGUACCGGCUUCAUCAUCUCCAUGGCGUGCGUCAGGACUGGCACGCCAGGCGUUGGCGGCGUGUGAGUGGCCUCGGAGGCCUCAAUGGACGGCGGCAGGAGUGGCGGGCUCAGGCUAGCCCCAAGCGAUCCGAGAGAGUGUGCACGCGAGAGCGUUCACCCCACGUCUAUCUCAAGCCAUACAUGUCGACGGAUGCCUCGGGUCGGCGGUCCCAAGCGGGAUUCAGGCCCACCGGGGAAUUUCACCGCUGGUCGGAUGAAGGAUACAGAUCCCGAGCGCCGCACCGAUCAAACGCACCACAGAGUGAGCGGUGGUUUUCAACCUUGCGGAUAGUACGGACGAGCUAUAUAAAGCUAGCUGUCAAUUGUGCUCCAGCCGUCGAACUUCGAGGACGACCUACCCGCGACAACAUGGCUUUCGUCAACCACUACACCCCGCAGCCUGAGCCCGAGUCAUCGCUCCCCGACGACGAGCUUUAUGGCCCAGACCCGUACGACAUCAACUUCGCCUUCCCUCUCCACCUCGAUACCCUCGAGACCGCCCGCGUCAAGCUCGUCCCCUUCAUCCCCCGCGUCCACGCCGAGACGUACUGGGAGAACGUCAAGGACCACCGCGCGGCGCUCUACGCCUACUACUCGCGCUACUGGCGCUCCCUGCGCGACUUCCUCGCCUGGCAGGAGGUUUACUACCGGCGCAACCCGGUGCUGCUCAACCUCGCGGUGAUCGACAAGACGCGCCCCGACCCCGCGCACCCCGACUGGGGCGGGAGCCUCGCGGGGCUCGUCGGGCUCAUCAACACGUCCGCGCCGAACCUACAGAUGGAGACCGGGUUCAUCAUGGUGUUCCCGGACUUCCAGCACACGCACGUCGCGAAGGAGAUGAUCGCGGUGAGCCUGCGCUACAUCCUUCAGCUCCCGACGCAGUCGCCGCCCGGGCUGGGUUUCCGCCGCGCGCAGUGGAUCGCGAACGUGCACAACAAGCCGUCGGUGGGGUUGGCGUUGCGGAUGGGGUUCAAGAUGGAGGGGACAAUCAGGCAUGUCGCGGUGCUUCCCGAGGAGAACACGGCGUACGGCAACAAGGGCCGGCCUGGAGACCCGUUCGAGAAGCUGACGAGCCGAGACAACGCCCAACUGUCGCUGUGCUGGGACGACUGGGAGAACGGGGAGAGGGAGAAGGUAGAGGCCCUGAUUGCUUAGGAGGGUUUGGUAUCGUAAAUGUUGCGCUCGGCUUGCGAAACUUUCUGGGUUUUCGAUCAUCUCAUGCGCACAUCACAUGUAUUUCUGUAAGAGGC
Messenger RNA from Trametes versicolor FP-101664 SS1, 2693 nucleotides. RefSeq names its product acyl-CoA N-acyltransferase. Gene Ontology annotation, molecular function: protein N-terminal-serine acetyltransferase activity; protein-N-terminal-alanine acetyltransferase activity. Bases 1 to 1320 code for a protein of 439 amino acids. Lineage: Eukaryota; Fungi; Basidiomycota; Agaricomycetes; Polyporales; Polyporaceae. Gene Ontology annotation, biological process: regulation of DNA-templated transcription. The record is from RefSeq and is a predicted model, not a curated record. The transcript has 9 exons.